AUUGCCGAGUUACAUUCACGUCUCGCCUCGCGCCCAUCAUCCCGACUCGGUCUGAACUAGCCAGGACGCGGGCCACCUGGACUGCAGUCACUCUACAUUAGCCGAAGCAUAGCUCGCGCCGACUGAGUCACUCGCGCAAGUGUCAACUGCUGUCGCGUCGUCAGAUUUUGAACCUUGCUGGAGAGGGGCCGCAGGGACUUUCAUGCUGCCCUCUGCUGCCUUGAACCGAGGUCGAAAGUUUGUAUGAGUCUCUAACAGGACGCCUUUUGCAGCCAUGCCAUCUGCGGUAGCCACAGCGGCGGGCGAGCUGAGCAAUGCCGUGGCAGACGUCAACAGUCAUGAGCACUAUGAGUCAAACGCAAACGACGUGGGCUUCGUCACUGAUGCUGAGUCGAUCCCCUCGCAUCAGCUGGGGGUCAAACCCUUGGGCAAUCGCUACCUUUCAAAUGCGCCUAAUGCGAGAGCUAGCAUCGGGUUUUGGGCCAUGAUGCCUGACGAGUUGCUCACUGGCAUCCUGGAGCACUUUGGCAAACCAGACCUUGUCAGACUAGGUUCCACGUGCAAAUUUCUCUACGCCUUCUGCCACCUAGAAGAAUUUUGGAAGGCGUUGUUUCUUCAGCUUCCGGCUGAAAUAAGCCAAUCGCUGAGAUGGCGAGGCACUUGGAGGAGAACGCUGAUGAACCUGAGCAAGGAGUCUGAAGCCACCGUCGACUGCAGCAAUGUCUUCUCCGACGUCUUACACCGGCCAUUCGCCUGCUCCAAUAUUAAUUUGAGGCAGUUCAUCCGCAAUAUACCGAAGGCAAAUCAGAUCCGCCGCUUUGACAAUCUUACAUACGACCAGUAUGCCGAGCGAUGGACCGAGCAGCCCUUCGUCCUGACGGAAUGCAUCCAAGAAUGGCCCGUCACUUCUACGUGGACAAUCAAUAGUCUUCUGGCCGAUUACGGCGAAGUCGAGUUUCGAGCCGAGGCAGUGGAUUGGAGUUUCUCAAGGUAUUGCGAUUAUAUGCGGGACAACAUCGACGAGAGCCCACUCUACCUUUUUGAUCGCAAAUUUGCAGAAAAGAUGGGCAUCAAGAUCGGAAACCAUUCAGACGCAGCGUACUGGAAGCCAGAUUGCUUCGGGCCCGAUCUCUUCGAAGUGCUCGGACAGGAGCGUCCAGCCCAUCGUUGGCUAAUUGUCGGGCCGGAGAGGAGUGGUUCGACAUUCCACAAGGACCCCAACGGCACGAGUGCAUGGAACGCGGUUAUCCAAGGGUCCAAGUACUGGAUCAUGUUUCCGCCUGCUGCGCAAGUUCCUGGAGUAUACGUAUCUGAGGACAGCAGCGAAGUCACGAGCCCCCUCAGCAUCGCCGAGUGGCUUCUAACCUUUCAUCAUGAGGCGCGUCAACUGCCCGAGUGUAUCGAAGGCAUAUGCGAGGCUGGAGAGAUCCUCCAUGUUCCAAGCGGCUGGUGGCACCUCGUUGUGAAUCUUGAGAGCGGCAUCGCUCUGACGCAGAAUUUCGUUCCGCAGUCACCGAGCUUAAACCUGCUGUCAGAAGUCCUUUCGUUCCUGAAAGACAAGCCGGACCAGGUCUCCGGGUUUGACAAGGACGUUGCGAACCCUUAUGAGCUUUUCAUCGAAAGGCUCCGCGCGAAAGAUCCUGAGGUGCUGGGGAAAGCAUUGGAAGUGGUGGAUAGGAAGAGUGGCAAGAAGCGAAAGUGGAAUGCGGCCGUGGGCCACGAUGAAGAGGCUCAGGUAACUGGAGGCUUCAGUUUUGGAUUUGGCGGCGAUGACGAAGCCGAGGUGCCUUGAGCGCGCCUAUGUCAUGAAAAUGAAAGACUGCCGGCGGGUUGCACGACUUGCGUGCCGUGAAUGUGUAGACGUCUUGUCGCUAAGCCCCCUCAGAAGUAUACCUGGCUGAGCCAAAACGCACAAACAACCGCGCGCGUCUCAUCGAGGCCGGCAGAGGCCAGCAAAUGAUGCCGUGGGGGGGG
This is a messenger RNA of Purpureocillium takamizusanense, 1974 nucleotides long. RefSeq lists its product as uncharacterized. The transcript has 2 exons. Gene Ontology annotation, cellular component: nucleus. NCBI's taxonomy places the organism in Eukaryota, Fungi, Ascomycota, Sordariomycetes, Hypocreales, Ophiocordycipitaceae. The coding region runs from base 275 to 1792 and encodes 505 amino acids. Gene Ontology annotation, molecular function: protein binding; cis-regulatory region sequence-specific DNA binding. The record is from RefSeq and is a predicted model, not a curated record.